GGUGCACGCUUGUCUGGCGAUAUUGCCGGAAUUCAGCCCGACAGACCAGCAAGGAUCACUGUUCGCUCCCCCCCACGCUCGGUGCUUCUCCGUGGGGAGGUUCCCGAGGUGGUCCUCCGUCAGACUGGGAGGCCAAUCACUCUCAUCUAUCAAAACACAGUCGUUAGAGUUUCGUACUUGUCCCUGUUGCCCCGGCCUCAUUCCCGUCGAGCCACCAUCGGCUGCCGUCUUCGUCCAGCCUGCUCCGUUCCCCCUGUCGGUCCGAACCGCACGUCCGUUUCCAGGAUCAGCAGCACCCUCGCCGACCAUGGCCCAGCCCCAAGCUACCCUCGCCUCCGAGGUCGACCUGACCAAGACUGUCGCUGACAGCACCAGCGUAUCCAUCGCCGACCACGGCAAGGACGAGCCCACAAGCCCGGCCUCUCCUUCGGCACCAGAGGCCCUGUCCGGUAUCGAUUCGGAGCCAUUCUCGCUCAAAGCCUAUAUCCGCAGCCGUCUGGCAUUGCGUCCGCCCGUCACAUCCGACCCCCGCAACCUGCCGUCGCUCCAAAAAUCGCUGAUCCUGCUCUGCAUCACAAGCGCUUCCUGUCUGCCGGGCCUCUCGUCCACGCUGUACCUGCCGGUCGUCCCGCAGGUCACCGAGAACCUGAAUGCGUCUCCCAUGUCGAUCAACCUGACACUGUCGCUCUUUAUCCUGUUCAUGGGCGUUGCCCCCAUCAUCUGGGCCUCCGUCUCGGACUACCUCGAAAUCCGGCGAUGGAUCUACCUCUCCUCGAUCACCAUCUUCUGUCUGUCGUCGAUCGGCUGUGCGGUCACCGACAAUGUCAUCGUGCUGAUCAUCCUGCGUUGCUGCCAGUCGUUUGGCUCCAGCGCCGUCGAGAGUGUCGGCGCCGGCACCAUUGCCGAUUUGUGGGCUCCGACCGAGCGAGGCAGCCGUAUGGGCAUCUAUAUGGCCGGCGGUUCGGUUGGUCCGCUGAUCGGCCCCAUCAUCGGCGGCUUUCUCGGCGAAGCCUUUGGCUGGCGCUCGACCUUUUGGGUCGGCACCGGCCUGGGUCUUCUGGUGCUCGUGAUGAUCUUUUUCAUCUCGCCCGAAACAUACCGCUCCGAGGCCAAGUUUGGCGAGCAUCAAGCCGAAUCGUUGCCCCAGAUCCAGGACGAGACCCAGACCCAAGGCAAAGGCCAUGCGGUUCGUGCCGGCACCAAGACGUUCAACCCGCUCAAGUCGCUCAUCUACCUGCGCUACGGCUUUAUCUUGAUCAUCUGUGUCCAAGGCGCUCUGUGCUUUGCGACCAUGUUCACGUACGAGACCAUCAUUGCCGUCAUCUACACCGAGGUCUACGGCACCCCCGCCAACUUGGUCGGCCUGACCUUCCUCGGUGGCGGCACGGGCAACAUCAUCGGCUCGCUCAUCGGCGGCAAGAUCUCGGACUACUAUCUGCGAGAGGCGAUCCGGAAGCGCGGAGCCGACUCCAAGCCGCUGCCCGAAGACCGUCUGUCGCCCUUUACCUUCUUCAGCGGCAUUGUGAUCAUCCCGCUGGGCUGCCUGCUGUUUGGAUGGUCGAUCUGGGCCCGCUGGUCGAUCGGCUUCCCGAUCUUCAGCUUCUUCCUGAUCUGCUUUGGGAUGGUGCAGAUCCUGAUUGCCUCCUCGACCUACCUCGUCGACGCCAUCCCCGGCAAGGGCGCAAGCGCCAUCGCCAGUGCUGCCGCCCUUCAGAUGCUGAUUGCCAGUCUGAUGUCGCUGAUGGCCACACCCUGGGACAACAGCAUCGGCGUCCAAUGGAUCGGCGUCCUCUUUGCUGCCGUCAACAUCCUUGGCACCCUGGCGUACGUAUAUCUGCUGUUCAAGGGCCAGGAAAUGCGCAAGAACUCCAAGAUUACAGCGUAUCCAAAAUGAAGCCGUGCGUCCUGACUCUGAGACGACGAACUUUCUGGAUCCCGAAUACACUCACAGCCACACCCGUGGGAGCACAGUUGAGGUGCUUUUGCGUGGUGAAGGUCGUUCCAAGCACAGUUCCAGCACAUUCAGAACGAUACGGGUUCAGGGUGUCCCUGAGUGUCCCUGAGUGUCCCUCAGUGAUCUGUAGACCUCGGAGUGUAGGCUACGUAAUUGGACUCUUCUCUUCGUUGACAAUUCAGUAGCUUGGUUAGUUUGGGGGGGCAGGGUCUUGAUCGCGGC
Polychytrium aggregatum is the source of this 2176-nucleotide messenger RNA. Its product is annotated as major facilitator superfamily domain-containing protein. Bases 308 to 1894 code for a protein of 528 amino acids. Gene Ontology annotation, biological process: transmembrane transport. The record is from RefSeq and is a predicted model, not a curated record. The transcript has 2 exons. Lineage: Eukaryota; Fungi; Chytridiomycota; Chytridiomycetes; Polychytriales. Gene Ontology annotation, molecular function: transmembrane transporter activity.